AUGAAGGUUCCUUUUUGGUCUGUGGGUUUUCGUCCGUUGUGGAAAUUGUUUCAGAAAGGAAAAGUCGCACAACCCGUUGUAAGUGACGAUUCGCUUUCAAGCGAAGAGGAAGUUCAGCCGCGGAAGGCCUUUACACCAAAGAAGGCAGCUGUACAAAGCAAGAAACCAGGACCGGGAGCCGUGGAGUCGUCGGAUGACAGCUCCGAUGAAGACCAGCCAAGUGCCGCCGUUGUGAAGAAAGCAGUGGCAGCGAAAACAGGAAGUGCGGGGAAAAACGGAACAACGAAAGGGCAGUCAAGAACGCAGGAAUCGUCAGACUCGAGCUCUUCUGAAGAGGAAAUUCCAGCCAUGAAGAAGAAGGUUGGGACAGCAGCGAAGCCUUCUACGCCAGUGAAGACACAAUCAGCUAUUAGAAAGGAUUCGGACUCUGAAUCUUCGGAAGAUGAUGUGCCUACGAAAAAGGUUGUUGCUCGAGCGAAGAUAGCCCCUGCUCAGAAGAAACCCGUUCCUCAAGAUUCGAGCUCGGAUGAGUCUUCAGACGAGGAUGAACCCUCCAGGAAGCCGACACCUAAGGCAAAGGCUGCUCCUGCUAAAAAGAAGCCUGUUGCUCAAGACUCUUCUUCUGAGGAGUCCUCAGAAGACGAGCCUCCCGCCAAGGUUUCAGCAAAAGCUAAAGCUACACUGGCGCAGAAAAAGCCUGUCAAGCCUGAAGAGUCUUCUGAGUCUGACGAUGACUCUUCCGACGAUGCACCUCCACCUAGAAAGGCUCUGCCUGGAGCUAAGCCGGCUCCCCAAAAAAGGCCAGCGCCUCAGGAUUCGGACUCUGAUGAAUCCUCUUCCGAAGCGGAGACUUCACACAAAAAGCCAAUGCUCAAGGCAAAGGCAGCACCGCAGAGGAAAGGGGUGGCUCAAGACUCGGAUACUGACGACUCUUCAGACGACGGUCCCCCGGCGAAGAAGGCUACGGCUAAGGCAAAGGCCGCACCUGCUCAGAAGAAAUGCGCGCCUCAGGACUCUGAUUCUGACGACUCAUUAAGGGAUCUUCCAUCAAAAAAACCAGUGCCGAAGGCAAAGGCGACUCCCCAGAAAAAAGCCUCCAAGCCACAGGACUCCGACUCCGACGAGUCGUCGGAAGACGAGCCCCCAGCUAAGAAGGUGGCGGCGAAAGAUAAGGCAACACCUCAGAAAAAGGUCAUGACUCAAAACUCCGAUUCCGAUGAGUCGUCCUCUGAAGAGGAGGUGCUGGCUAAGAAAAGUGCAGCGAAGACGAAGGCAGCACCAACGAAGAAGCCUGUUGAGGACUCGGACUCCGACGAGUCCUCUGAAGAGGAAAAGCCAGCCAAGAAGCCGACCCAGAAGGCAAAAGUGCAGGCAGCAGCAAUGGAUAUCGAUGCGCCAGCUACUAAACGCAAACAGGAUAGCCAGCUCCAGCAAGGCCCUAAGAAGAAACUACAGCUUAGCGACCAGUCCUCAGCAGCUCGCAUGCGAUGCGAGGUUUUUUGUGGGGGCCUCCCGUUCUCCGUAACCGAGGAUCAACUGAAGGAGCUGUUCGAGGCAGAUUGUGGCCCGACCACACGCAUAAAAAUUCUGGAGGAUAGAGGCAUUGCAUUUAUCACUUUUGAGACUGAAGAAGGCGCGGCAAAGGCAGUGGAGUUCAACCAGACAGAGUACGAGGGACGUAACCUUCGCAUUAAUCUCUCAGCAGACAGACAACAGCAGGGCGAUCGGAACCGCAAUGAAGGAGGAAAGGGUGCCGCCACCCCCAGGGAUGACCGCCCUAAGGCAGAGCCUUCAAACCAAAUCGUCUUGAGAAAUCUGAGCUUUGACACCACAGAGGAGACUAUCCGCGAGGCGUUUGGCGAAUGUGGUGAUAUACAUGCAGUGCGCAUCCCUGUGUUUGAGGACAGCGGCAAGCCGCGUGGCCAGGCCUUCUUAGAGUUCGAUUCAGUGGAUUCCGCCACAAAGGCGCUAGAGUACAACAACACAGAGCUUGACGGCAGGACGAUUUGGGUUGCAUAUGCAUUGCCAAGAGGAGCUGGCGGAGACCGGGGUGGCAGAGGUGGACGUGGGGGCAGGGGUGGUGGUGGUGGAAGAGGCGGAGGGCGUGGUGGCGGCCGUGGUGGAUUUCGCGGACGGGGAGGCGGUCCGCCCUCUUCUGCCAAGGCGGCGAACGCUGGCAAUGUGCAGGAAUUUCAAGGCAGGAAGACCACCUUCGAGGACAGCGACUGA
Messenger RNA from Cyclospora cayetanensis, 2229 nucleotides. RefSeq names its product protein gar2. The record is from RefSeq and is a predicted model, not a curated record. NCBI's taxonomy places the organism in Eukaryota, Apicomplexa, Conoidasida, Eucoccidiorida, Eimeriidae. The transcript has 5 exons. Gene Ontology annotation, molecular function: mRNA binding. Bases 1 to 2229 code for a protein of 742 amino acids. Gene Ontology annotation, cellular component: nucleus; cytoplasm; ribonucleoprotein complex.